GUUUCUUCUUAAGUGCCGACCGUGUUAAAGGGGAAAUCACACAUUUAGCCCGAUUUGCAUGUGCUUGCGACUCCAGGCGGACGAUACCUCUGGGCGGUGAUUUACAAUGUCGAAUCGAUCGGGCACUGAAAACACGGUUACGUUCUGGCAAAAACAUCUUGGCAGUCUACAGUUUGUGACGGAGGUCGAGGUGCGAAGUUGUCUGUCAGGGCAGCUACUGUUCUGCACUCUCUAUAAGCCCGAGGCCCCCGCAUCGAAACGGAAUUAAAGAUGGCCAUUGCCGCGAAAUAACCGCUGGCUUGGCACCGGACGUCUUGAUACUUAUGCCGAGAAAAUGGAAAAUUCGAUGUCGCCAUUAACAUUUAUUGCUACUUUGGGAAAACUCGAUUACACCACCACCGCGCACACUGCAACGCCAAUGCACAGCCGCCAUUUUAUGAGUCGCGCCUGGGCACUUAUGGCAUCAUCAGGACCUCAAGGGGAUGAUCCGGGGGAGGAUUGGCCUGGAUGUGGAUGGCAGGAUGGCAGGAUGGCUGGAUAGCUGGCAGUCCUCGUAAAACGGAUUUUGCGCUUAGUCAGGAUGCGUGCAGCAGUUUUAUGGGCCGCUCCGGCACUCGGAAAAUGUAUACAGUUUUCCAUUUACAACCUUCGCGCUCCAGUGCGCCUGCAGCCUCCGCUGGCCGCCAUAAAAUAUCGAAAUGUUCGCAGUUAUAAAAGUUUAUGAGAGCAGGCACCCAAAUUGGUAUUGCCAAGCUCUGGGAUCCGGGACACAGGGUGGAAACUUGUCAGAACUUGGCACUCGGCCAGCUGGGAAACUUACCGGAAAUGGACAAGCAUGUGGCAUUCACGGCCGUCACCGUGUUCUGGCUGCUCUUCGCCGUCAUCGGAUUCCUGGUGUCCUACCGAUUUGAGGAGCGAGGCAUAAUCCGGUGCUGCGUGAUCCUCACGGCCGUCUGCUGCUACCUUGCCUGGCUGGUCACCUUCCUGAUGCAGCUGAACCCGCUGGUCGGACCACGGGCCAACCAGAAGGUGAUAUUCGGCAUGAUAACCUACUGGCCCAACUCCUUUAUCCACGAUCAAAGCGACCCUUGAUACCGCUGAAGAUUAUAUAUUUUUAAUAUACAAAAUAAAAAAAAAAGUUCCUGUUCGCGGAGUUAUAG
This is a messenger RNA of Drosophila gunungcola (fruit fly), 1160 nucleotides long. RefSeq names its product V-type proton ATPase subunit e (gene VhaM9.7-d). The record is from RefSeq and is a predicted model, not a curated record. Bases 721 to 1092 code for a protein of 123 amino acids. NCBI's taxonomy places the organism in Eukaryota, Metazoa, Arthropoda, Insecta, Diptera, Drosophilidae. The transcript has a single exon. Gene Ontology annotation, biological process: proton transmembrane transport. Gene Ontology annotation, molecular function: proton-transporting ATPase activity, rotational mechanism. Gene Ontology annotation, cellular component: plasma membrane proton-transporting V-type ATPase complex; proton-transporting V-type ATPase, V0 domain.